Messenger RNA from Daktulosphaira vitifoliae (grape phylloxera), 4199 nucleotides. It is a transcript of the gene Hcs, whose product is annotated as biotin--protein ligase. Gene Ontology annotation, molecular function: biotin--[biotin carboxyl-carrier protein] ligase activity. The coding region runs from base 349 to 3408 and encodes 1019 amino acids. The transcript is spliced from 18 exons. The record is from RefSeq and is a predicted model, not a curated record. Lineage: Eukaryota; Metazoa; Arthropoda; Insecta; Hemiptera; Phylloxeridae. Gene Ontology annotation, biological process: protein modification process. Gene Ontology annotation, cellular component: cytoplasm.
UAUUGCAGUAAUUACAAGUUGAAGAAUCAUUAAUUUUAUUCAUCAUUUAUUAUCAUUUUUUUUUUUACUUUCAUUUUUAAUGUAUAUUUUAUUUAGUUUAUUCGUUAAUGAAGAAAGUCAGUUGAAUGUCAUCUAAGUGUUGGGCGGCAUUUUCAUCAUCAUUUCACUAUGUUAAAAAAUUGCUUAUAAUCCUUAUAUUUUUAUGUAACGUUUUGCUUUAAAUAUUUAGUUGUCAUACGAACAAUUAUUGUUGCUCAUCACAUUCAUGUAAUUAAACUAAUGGAUUAUUGGUGUACAAUUAUUUAAAAUAUAACAGUCAUUGGCCUUUUGAUGACAUCCUGUUAAAAUAUGCUUCUAACAUUAUACUAUAUGGCUGCCACUUUGUUUCAGUCAUACCGACUGGCUAAUUUAAAGGCAAAUUUAAAAAAAUUCAUUCUGAACAGUAGAUCAAUAGUAAUGUAUAAAGAAAAAGACUUUACUGAUAUAGACAAUGAAAACCUAGGUACUUGUUAUAGUAAAAUUUUUAAGUUAUUUAGACCUCGUGGUAUUUCUUCUGAUAGCUGUAAAUAUUCUCAAUUUGCUCAACUUGAUCAAAUUGUCUCAAUUAUGGGUCAUAAAAGAUCAUGUUCUAUAUUUCCUGAGCAAAUUUUAAAUUUAGAUACUUGGAUUCAAAUACCUAGUUAUAAAGUAGCAUUUCCAGUUUUGUUAAAUACUCACUCUUCCUUAAAAUUGGAUGUAGAUUCUAUAAUACAUUUAUUAAUUGAAGCUAAUUACCAAAUAUUCAAUCAACGACAAAAUGUGGUGCAAUAUUGUACAAUUGAAAACUACGGUAAUCUUAAAGCUUGGUAUGCAAGAGAAAACUUCAGUUUAUUAAUGGAAACUGAUUUAAAUCAUUUAGCUAUGCUUAGUAAAAUAUUUAUGGACAAUUCAUACCCAAUAUUUUUAGGAAAUAACAUGGAACUUUAUAGAAUACAAACUGUAAAAGUUGAAGGUCAAGCAUGUGCCAUUGAUAAUCAUGAAUUUAUCACAUCAACUAUUAAUUUUGCUUAUUGCUUAGAAGAUCCAGGAGAUAAAGUCACCCCUAUUACAGCUAUUCAAUGGAAAAUAUUUUGUGAUGCACUUUGUGGUGUGUCACAGACUGCAGCUAAAGUUUCUAUUUCUGGAAAACCUACACAUUAUGGUUCAGUGAUUAUUUCCAAAGAUGUUGAAUCUUUAAUAAAUGUUGAUGACCAUCAUAUUGUUAAAAGUAAAUCUGAUAAUGUGUAUAGUGAAUUUGUUGAAACUAAAUGCUCAAAAAACGUUACUAGCAUUCAUAAUACUUCCAAAGAUAAUAUUCAAUAUGUACGAUUUUGUAACAACUAUGAAACAGAUGUACAUCAAAAUGAAAUGAUAAAUUUUAAUGAUAUCAAUUGCAAUUCAUCAUGUUCUAGUUCUAGUGAAUCAUUAGAUUUAAAAAAAUCAAUUCUAUGUCCUAUUUCCAAUAACAUAAAAAGUUUAUCUAAUGGAAUUAAACCUAUAAAAAGUAGCCCUGAUGUAUUUGGAAUUCUCAAGAGAGGAAACUAUAAUUCAGUUUCUUUAAUAAGAAACAAUAAGUCAUUCUCAGAUUUCACUAACCAUCCUGAAUCAAGAACACGGUGUCAUACGCCAGUACAGCAUAGAGGAGAAAUAAAAACUGGCAAACCUCCUAAUAUAAUUAUUUUUAGUGAUAGUGCUUCUAGCGCACAACAAAUUUCAAACUCUUUAGAAGCUAUUUUGCAUAGAUACAGGUAUACAAUAUAUAUCUUAAGUUUAGAAAAAAUGCUUCAAUCUCCAUGGAGUACUCAAGCUACCAUGGUUGUUAUAUAUGGUUCUGUACCAGAAAAACUUUAUGCACUACUUGAAAAAUACCUAUUAAUUGAAGGUGGUAGAAUUCUCAGUAUUUGUUCUGAUUUUCUUGGAACUUUACUUCCAAGUGCCUUUAGUAUGGCAGAAGUUCGAUCUGAUGACUUAGUUAGUUUUACAUAUCGUCCAUUAUCAAUUCGAAUCUCGCUCUUACAUCACUUUUUAUGCUAUCAACCAAGUACAUCUUACAACACUCAAUUUUCAACAGAAACUAAUGAAAAAAAAACAAAUGAUUUUGAUUUUGUGGAUGUUUAUGAUUCAAAUAAUAAACAUUAUUCAAUAAAUGUAGAAGUUUUAGCAGCUGAAGAUACUUGGGAAACACCCAGUCUCAUUUUAGCUACAGUACCUUCAGGAGGAAGAAUUAUUUUUUCUCAAGUUCAUUUAGAAAUUGAUUUUCAACACAAUAAUGAUAAUUCUUCUUUAAACAGUGAGAGAAAUUUAUUACUUAAAGAUUUAUUAAGCACUUAUCUUGGUUUAGAUUGUAGUGUACCGCCAUCAGAACAAGAACCUAAUCAUACUCCAGCCUAUUUAUUAGGCUAUGAUAGUGAUAAAUAUGAAUUUUUACAAUCUUUAAAAGGCAAAGGAAUUGAAAACAAUGUCUUACUUUUAAAAGACCUACAAGUACAGUUUUGUAAAAGCAAUGAGAUUUCUAUUCAUGUUGGUGAAAAUUCAAUGCCUAUUAUUUAUGAUGAUAUACCAAAAAGUUUCAAUGAAAUUGCGUAUUUUAAAAAUCUACAAACAGAAUAUUUAGGACGUAUAGUAAUAUUUGGAGAUGUCAUGUCAACUUCGAUGAGACUUUUACAUGACCCAAUACUAAAACAUGGUCUUGUAGUUAUCCCUAAACAACAAAUAACUGGAAUUGGAAGAGGUGGUAACAAAUGGUUGAGUCCCUAUGGUUGUGCGAUGUUUUCUAUACAACUUCAUAUUCCAUUUAACUCAAAACUCGGUCAAAGGCUAGCAUUAUUACAACAUGUUGUAGCAUUAUCAGUUGUAUCAGCUAUAUGUUCAUUACCUGGUGGUUAUGAUGAACUUGACUUAGGAUUAAAGUGGCCUAAUGAUAUCUAUGCUGGAGGAAAUGCAAAAAUUGGAGGAUUAGUUAUCAGUAGUUCUGCAGUGGGAAAUAAUGCAAUUUGUUCUAUUGGAUGUGGAGUCAAUUUAAAUAAUAGUCUACCAACAACAUGCAUAAAUGAUGUAAUUGAAGAAUACAAUGUCACAAAUAAUAAUAAACUGGCACCAUUGUCUUAUGAGCAGUAUUUUGGAGUUGUAUUUAGUGAGUUAGAAAGAUUGUUAAAUCAAGUAGAAAAUGGUAAUGUGGAUAUAAUAUUUGACCUUUAUUAUAAGUACUGGCUUCAUAGCAAUACUGAAGUUACAGUUUUACGUCCCAACAAAACAUCAUUUAAAGCUUUAGUUAUAGGGCUUGACGAUCAUGGCUUUCUUAGAGUUCGAUCUGAAGAUGGAGAGAUUGUAGAUGUAAGACCUGAUGGAAAUUCUUUUGACAUGUUUGCUGGUCUUAUAGCCCCAAAAUAAUUUUUUUACUAUAAAUGUUUAAAGUUAUAUUAUGUAUGAUUAAAAAUUUUUAUUACAAGAAUUUUUCUAAUGGUUGGAAGUUUGUAAAAAUGACUUAAUAGAGAUUAAUAAUAUUAUGUAUGCUUAUUUAUGUAAUUAUUAAGAUUGAAACAUUUAAAAAAAUAAUAGUUGUAUUAUUUGCACUAUAUUAUACUGUUUUGAUGACUGAGUUAUUAUUAUAAACUGUUAUAAUUCAUCAACUAGUUAAAUUAUCAUAAAACUUAUACAUUCCAUCUAAUAUUUUCUACUUAUGCUAAAUUUUUGUGCUUAAGUUUAGUAUUAAUAUUUUGUUACUAUUUUUUUUAGUGAAAUUUUAUUAUAUUUUUUGUUAUAUUGUAAUAAAACAGUUUUAAUAUAAAUUAUUUACUUAAAAUAUUUUUCAGUCAAUUUUUUUAUAAAUAAUUAAGUAUAUGUUUACCCCAAUUAGAGUAUUGUUAUUUCUUAUAAUGUCUAUUUUAAGAAUAAAGUAUUAUAAAUGAGAUAGAAACCUGAUUUGUGAAUACCAUUAAAUCAGUUCAAUGAUUUUAUGUAUAAAAUAUAUUAUAGAUGAAGCAGUAAUGCAUUAGAAAUCAUUAAUUAUAAGUUUUUUCUAAUGCUAUAUGUUGUGUAUUAUUAAUUUAUUGUACUUAAUAUAGUAUAAAUAAUUGCAUUAUUAUUGUUAUUUAUAUUGAAAUUGUUAUUUUAAAAAGUAAAGUUUAGCUGUUAUAUUAUUUUGUUUUUUGUAAAAUACAUUGUUGUUAUCACAUAAAUUA